Messenger RNA from Daldinia loculata, 1825 nucleotides. RefSeq names its product Pex24p-domain-containing protein. The record is from RefSeq and is a predicted model, not a curated record. The transcript has 2 exons. Gene Ontology annotation, biological process: peroxisome organization. NCBI's taxonomy places the organism in Eukaryota, Fungi, Ascomycota, Sordariomycetes, Xylariales, Hypoxylaceae. The coding region runs from base 157 to 1635 and encodes 492 amino acids. Gene Ontology annotation, cellular component: peroxisomal membrane.
CAGUUAUUCAUCAAGCUAGACGUCGUAGCAUUACUGUAUCUCUACGACAUAUAAUCUCCCUGGAUCUUCGACUUGCGUCAUCGUGAAACUCGAUAUAACGCAAACAGACGGGCCGUUUCAGCAAAUAUUAUAGUAAUAUCACAUCCUAGAGUUAAAAUGGAUGACUAUAGUCCGGAUGUCUUCGUCAACCGUGACGACCCUAUCCCAACCAUCGUCCUUGACGGUUCUUCGCCACCUGGACCACGUACACCUUCGACUUCGGGAGACCGCUCCGAUAGUGAGACUCCGUCCCGGCGGCGUAAGGGUCUCCGCGGUCACCUCUCGGCUUUCAAGGAGAAAACCAAGAUCCAAGACCAACUAGUCGAGAAGUUGUUAUCUCAGGUGGUGCCCCUCGACGACACCCAGCUUCCCCAGGAUGAAGCCUCUCAAGAACCUAACACACCGGGCGCGGACCGUCCUAAUUUUAAUCUGCCUACCAUGUCCAACAAUUUCCGACGCUUCAAUGCUCGUAUCGGAGUUAUUUUUGUCUUUCAAGCUCGCGUAGUCCGUUUACUGUCUUGGAGACGACCAACGCAUACCAUCUCCUUUCUCGCCAUAUUCACAUUCGUCUGCCUGGACCCCUAUCUCCUACCAAUUCUUCCCUUGACAGCUCUCCUCAUCUGUGUCCUGGUCCCGAGCUUUGUAGCACGCUAUCCCGCAGCCGAAUUCAGCUUGUCAAGUGAACAGGCGAUAGGAUAUUCGCCCCAUGGACCUCCGCUUGGCCCUGCAAUUACUGUCAAGCCCGUCAAGGAGUUGAGUAGGGACUUUUUCCGCAACAUGAGGGACUUGCAAAAUAGUAUGGAGGACUUCAGCCAGCUCCACGACAAUAUCAUAAGGCUAGUAGUACCACGGACAAAUUUCAGCGACGAAGCUCUGAGUAGCGCCUUGUUCGUAUCCCUAUUCAUCGUCUGCGUCUUCAUGAGCAUUGCGUCGAAUAUACUACCAUGGCGAUUGAUUUUCUUAUCUAUCGGUUGGGUGGUUAUAUGUACUGGCCAUCCUACUAUUCAGCGGCAGCUUCAAGCUGCACAUGAGAAGCAUAUACAUCCACAAGAGGAGAAAGCUAGAGGCUGGAUAGAGCAGUGGGUUGAACGCGAUGUCAUACUCGACAACGCGCCAGAAGUCAGGGAAGUGGAAAUCUUUGAGCUACAGCGUCUCUCGAACGAGGGUGAAUGGGAACCAUGGUUAUUCAGUGCGGCGCCAUACGACCCGCUAUCACCACGACGCAUUGCCGGAGAUAGGCCAGUUGGCACACGUUUCUUCGAAGAUGUACUUCCUCCCAAGGGGUGGGAGUGGAGCGAGAAGAAGUGGGCCCUGGACCUCUGGAGCCGCGAAUGGGUAGAGGAGCGCAUCAUCACAGGCGUCGAAGUCGAGACCGAGGGUGAGAGGUGGGUCUACGAUAUAUACGACGAGCAGGAGGGUGAAAAGGUCGGAGUGAUCGAACAGCCUACACCAGUCAAGGGGAAGGAGAAAGCAAAGACCCCACAAAAGCCUAGUUGGGAAGAAGGGGAGGAUAGCGACGGCAGGAGAGGCGAGUGGAGGCGGAGAAGAUGGGUACGAUUGGUAAAGAGAAAAAACCUCACCGAAACCUCUAUAUGAUUGUUUUAUUAUUAUUUCGAAUUCUGAAUCCAGUCGACCAGAAACUAUAUUGUUCCAGCAGCGAAGUGGGAUUAAGAGAUUUCUUACGACUAUGCGGACACAAUUUCUCCAGCCAUUAAGGAGUGACAACAAGAUUUCACCUAGACAUUAAACAUUGGAAAAUAUAUAAGGAACUACAUUCAUACGCUAG